This is a messenger RNA of Coregonus sp. 'balchen', 12134 nucleotides long. The record is from the annotation of a GenBank genome assembly. Lineage: Eukaryota; Metazoa; Chordata; Actinopteri; Salmoniformes; Salmonidae.
UUGCCCUGAGUGAGUCAGUGGGCAGUUCAGCCAGUCAGGGGAGUGCUGUAGCCACUGCCCCCCAGGCCAUGGGGUGGAGUAAGUUUGGAUGGAGGACACCGUGCCAGCCUUGUCCCUGAGGUGAUCAUGGAGUGCAUAGAGGUUUCCCCGGAUGCCUGUUGCCUGUGCCAUUCCUCCAGUAGACUUACAACUACGGUACAUACAUAUUGAUAAUACUGUGAGAUACAUUCAAAUCAACUAUACCUGUAUGUUCCAGGAACGUUCUCCCCAUCAGACGGUCUCUCCCCGUGCCUCCCCUGUGCCCGCUGCCCGGCUGGCAUCCCAGAGCUGGCCUCCUGCAGCGCCACCCUGGAUACCCACUGUGACUGUGACGAGCACUUCUACCUAUGGCGGGAUGGGACGAGCGUGGCGGGGCUGUGUGCCGCCUGCACUAUGUGCGGGCGAGGCGAGGGGGCGGUGAGGCUGUGCGGUGCCCAGGGGAACACCCAGUGCCAACCAUGCCGCCUGGGAACGUUCUCAGAGGAGAAGAGUAAUACCAAGCCCUGCCAGGCAUGCUCUCAAUGCUCUGACACCGAGGUGGAGAUCAGAGCCUGCCAGCUCAACUCUGACACCCUCUGCAUGGGUGAGUCUCUGUGUGUGGUGUGUAUGGACUUAUAGUUGACUGGGGCAGCUCUAGCAGGGCAGAAAUUUGACGAACUGACUUGUUGGAAAGGUGGCAUCCUAUGACGGUGCCACGUUGAAAGUCACUGAGCUCUUCAGUAAGGCCGUUCUACUGCCAAUUUUUGUCUAUGGAGAUUGCAUGGCUGUGUGCUCGGUUUUAUACACCUGUCAGCAAAGGGUGUGGCUGAAAUAGCCGAAUCGACAAAUUUGAAGGGGUGUCCACAUACUUUUGUAUAUAUAGUGUCUGUUUCCCAUUCCAAUAAAGCACCUUAGAGAGAGAGAGAACAUGUGUCCAACACCUGUACCCACACCUAAUCUGAACACUUAGCAACACUCUUGAGGAAACAUGAGCACAGUCCAACAGAGAAAAAAACACUCUUAAGUGCUGCAGUCAAAUGGCUCGGAGCCGACAGCUCUUAAAUUGGGCCUAACAACCUAACUACCCCCAGACCAGACCCCAGGGCCUUGGCACAACGGUGACCCCAAUAUGGUAACCCCUCACUGGGCUCCAAAUGACCAAGCCUUUGCCUAGUGGCCUGGAUCUCCCCAGGAGUCUGGUCAUCUGAACACACACAGGUCACCCCAUCUGACCCUGUGGAGGUCAGGGGAGUCCCCAGCAGUGUUUGAUCCUAAAAUAGGCUGGCUGUAGAAGGGGUUUGGGGGGGGAGCUGACUGGGUCAGAGGGGGCUGGUAGCUGACUGGGUCAGAGGGGGCUGGUAGCUGACUAGGUCAGAGGGGGCUGGUAGCUGGCAGGGUCAGAGGGGGCUGGUAGCUGGCAGGUUCAGAGGGGGCUGGUAGCUGACAGGCCCUCACAGACUACUGCUGCUGGAUUAUUUCAGGCAACAAGGUCAUUAUUCAGAUAGUUAGUAGUGUUACCAAAUAUCUUUACAGUGUGUCUGUGUCUCUGUCUCUGUCUCUGUGUCUGUCUGUGUGUUUGUGUCUGUCUGUGUCUCUGUGUCUGUCUGUGUCUCUGUGUGUGUCUGUGUCUCUGUGUCUGUCUGUGUCUCUGUGUCUCUGUGUCUGUCUGUGUCUCUGUGUCUGUCUGUGUCUCUGUGUCUGUCUGUGUCUCUGUCGGUGUCUCUGUGUCUGUGUCUCUGUGUCUGUCUGUGUCUCUGUGUGUGUCUGUGUCUCUGUGUCUGUCUGUGUGUUUGUGUGUCUGUGUCUGUCUGUGUCUCUGUGUCUGUCUGUGUCUCUGUGUCUGUCUCUGUGUGUUUGUGUGUCUGUGUCUCUGUGUCUCUGUGUCUGUCUGUGUCUCUGUGUCUGUUUUUGUCUGUCUGUGUCUCUGUGUCAGACACACAGACAGACACAGAGACACAGAGACACAGACAGACACAGAGACACAAACAGACACAGAGACACAGACAGACACAGAGACAGACACAGAUACACAUACAGACACAGAGACACAGACAGACACAGACACACAAACACACAGACAGACACAGAGACACAGACACACAAACAGACACAGAGACACAGACAGACACAGACACACAGACAGACACACAAACACACAGACAGACACAGAGACACAAACACACAUACAGACACAGAGACACAGACAGACACAGAAAGACACAGACAGACAGUGUGUGUCUGUCUGUGUGUUUGUGUCUCUGUGUCUGUCUGUGUCUCUGUGUCUCUGUGUCUCUGUGUCUGUCUGUCUCUCUGUGUCUGUCUGUGUGUUUGUGUGUCUGUCUGUGUGUCUGUGUCUGUCUGUGUCUCUGUGUCUGUUUGUGUGUCUGCAUCAACUGUAGGUAUGAAAGCCCUCACAUUUUAUACGCUGUCAUUGACUUAUUAUCAACAACAAAAAACAUUGUGCCAAUGGUAGAUGUGUCGAGGCUUGAUUAGAUGUUGAGACAGGUAUAAGGACAGGGCAGAUAUGUCAUUGAUAAGAUGUUGAGACAGGGAUAAGGACAGGGCAGAUAUGUCAUUGAUAAGAUGUUGAGACAGGUAUAAGGACAGGGCAGAUAUGUCAUUGAUAAGAUGUUGAGACAGGGAUAAGGACAAGGCAGAUAUGUCAUUGAUUAGAUGUUGAGACAGGGAUAAGGACAGGGCAGAUAUGUAAUUGAUUAGAUGUUGAGACAGGGAUAAGGACAGGGCAGAUAUGUCAUUGAUUAGAUGUUGAGACAGGGAUAAGGACAGAUAUGUCAUUGAUUAGAUGUUGAGACCGGGAUAAGGACAGAUAUGUCAUUGAUUAGAUGUUGAGACAGGGAUAAGGACAGAUAUGUCAAGUGGCCUCCUUCUCUCUUUAGUGUUUCCUUCAUGGUUCAGUGGUUCUCUAAUCAACAGUCUCCCAUCUCUCUCCACCUACAGAUAAGAAGCUCCACAUCCUGUCUCGUCCCCCUGAGUCUGACGGCCCUCUGGCCGCUCCUCGCCUGCCUGGGUUAGGGUUGGUGGAUGAUGACGAGGAGGGGGACGAGGCCAGCCCUGCCCCUGGAGGAAGAGCGGCCCCCGGGGGCCCCGGGUUCACCCCUCAGGAUGAUGGGAGCAGGAACAACAUCCUGGUCUACGUUUCUGUUCUGGCUGCCGUGGUGCUGGGCCUGCUGCUCUACGUCGCCUACAAGUGGUGAGUUCACAGGAGACACGCUGCAGUCUCAUUGGCUGCCUCCUGAUUCUCCUCACUUCUCCCAAAUGGAUUUUGAAGCAUUGCAUUGGUGUAAGCAUUGGCUAGAGGGAGUUUGCAAGCCUUUCGAUUGCCGUCAUGUAUUUCUGUUCUAGGUUGUGAUAAAAUGAUCCUGUUGUUAUGUUUAGUAAAGAGUGUAAAAGUGUUUCCUCCCAUCUCUCGUCAGCUGGACGUCAUAUAAGCAGAAGCAGGCGUUGAGUAAAGCCCGUGCUGCAGAGCUGGGGACGACUCCUGAAGGAGAGAAACUCCACAGUGACAGCGGAGUGUUCCUGGACUCACACAGCCUGCAGGAUAGCCAACCAAGCAAAGGUAACAACAAACAGCCAUCUGUGGUUCUCUGUAGCUCAGCUGGUAGAGCAUGGCGCUUGUAACACCAAGGUAGUGGGUUCGAUCCCCAGGACCACCCAUACACAAAAAAAUUAUUAUGCACACAUGACUGUAAGUCGCUUUGGAUAAAAGCGUCUGCUAAAUGGCAUAUUAUUAUUAUUAUUAUCAAGACUACAACAGAAUCGGCUUCACUGCACUACACUUUUACUUGAGUGAGAACAGAGGCCCAAGUUGAAUAUAUGUUCUAAUCUCUCUCAAUGUACAGCACAUUUGGCAUUUAGCAGAUACUCUUAUCCAGAACAACUUACAGUCAGAGGUCUUUUCUAACUGGCUUUUCUCAUCUAUUAUAACUGUUGAAUGGAGUUGUGACUAUCUGUGUCUGUUGUUGUGUAUUCUAACCCCCCCCCCAGGUAGUAAGAGGGACAGUAAGCAGGACAGCCGGCUGUACAUCAACCUGCCCCCCCACAGACAGGAGGAGGUGGAGCGUCUGCUCCAGGAGGGGGGCGAGGGCCGUGGAGGCUCCUGGAGGAUCCUGGGGACAGCGCUGGGUUACGAGCCCGAGCAGAUGGACCUGUUUGGGCGCGGCGAGGCCCCUGUACACACCCUCCUCUCCAACUGGGCCCAGCAGGAGGGCUCCACCCUGGGACUGCUGUGCUCAGCGCUGGCCCGCAUCGAGAGGCCCGACGUGGCCGCCGCUCUCACCUGCCCUGGCCAUGGGGUGUCUGUGGUCUGAGGGGGGGAAGCCAGGUCUGCGUCCCAAAUGGCACCCUAUUCCCUAUAUAGUGCACUACUGGUAAGUUAAUGGUAGUACACUAUGGGCCCUGGUCAAAGGUAGGGCACUACAUAGGGAGCCACGCAGCCCCAGAGCCUUCCUCAGCCUUCCUCAUGAGCCUGAUAAGACUGGGUCGCGUUCAUUACAAACCAAAACGGACUGAAUCAGGGAGGGACGACCUGAACUUGAACCAGUUGUUUUCGUUUACCGUUGUGAAAACCUACUGCUGCGGUGUGUACUAAUGAAUAUGACCCUUGUGGACUUAGGAGAGGAUGGAUUGGGCAAACAGCCCUCCUUCUCUCCCAGUGGGAUAGCAUGGCAUGCCAGGGGAGGUACUCUUGACUGCCCCAUAACGCCUCAGAAAUUUGAACUGAAGAGGGCAGUGGAAGUGUUGUUGCUGGUUCGUUGGGCUGGUUCAUCCUCUAUUGGAAAUGUACAGUAUAUCCACCAUCCUUCCAGUAUAUAUAUUAUUAUUUUUUACCAUACUUGUGCAUAGUCUGCCCAAGCGUUCUAGGAAUGGGCAUUUAUUUGCAGCAAUGUCAGGAGGAUCCACUCUCUUUCCUGAUUUGUUUUUCAGCAAUGUGAGGAGGAUGCACAACAGCUGACUGUAACUAACUGAACAGGCAUGGGAACGAGAUACUCUGUGGAACAUUCUUUAGAACAUGGACUAUGGAAUAAAGGCAUUCUGUUCAUAUUAACAAUCAGUCAUGAAUUUUAAGACCAUUGUAAAUAUUUGAUCAUAGAUUCAUUGUAAUAUAGUGUUAGAAAGGUUUUCAAGCAUGAAGGGGCAACCGCGAACAUAGUUGACUGAAGCAACAUAGCAUACAUGAUGACUCUCUCUCUCAGCUCUUAGCCACUCUCUCUUAAAGACAUUGGGAGCCCUCAAGUCAGUAAUGUACUAUCAGCAUUGCUAAUCACUGUCUCUCUCCUAUCAUGGUUUCUGGUGUGGCUUGCUAUCCAGAACAUUAUUGUUAUGUAACAAUCAAUCACUUAUUUUUGUCUAUAUUCUAAUAUGUCAUGAUGUGUGUUUUUUGUAAGAUGUUGUUUCAUAUAAUAAAUGCUUUUGAAGGUAUGAGUGAGUGAGAGUCAAACGGUGCUCUCUGAGCUUGUUGUGUUACAUGUUCUGACAAGUACAGUGGUUUCAGUCCUACCUGAACGUAAAAGCAAGCAGCUACCUGCUCUGUGGUAGUUUAUACUGAAGAUAAUCAAUGGCCGUCUUUGUUCUUUGUUUGUUUCAGUAACUUAACAAGGGUGUGACUUGUAACAUAAAUUAAACAAGUACAGUGAGGGAAGAAAAUAUUUGAUCCCCUGCUGAUUUUGUACAUUUGCCCACUGACAAAGAAAUGAUCAGUCUAUAAUUUUAAUGGUAGGUUUAUUUGAACAGUGAGAGACAGAAUAACAACAACAAAAUCCAGAAAAACACAUGUCAAAAAUGUUAUAAAUUGAUUUGCAUUUUAAUGAGGGAAAUAAGUAUUUGACCCCUCUGCAAAACAUGACUUAGUACUUGGUGGCAAAACCCUUGUUGGCAAUCACAGAGGUCAGAUGUUUCUUGUAGUUGGCCACCAGGUUUGCACACAUCUCAGGAGGGAUUUUGUCCCACUCCUCUUUGCAGAUCUUCUCCAAGUCAUUAAGGUUUCGAGGCUGACGUUUGGCAACUCGAACCUUCAGCUCCCUCCACAGAUUUUCUAUGGGAUUAAGGUCUGGAGACUGGCUAGGCCACUCAGGAGGCCUCUUCUUGAGCCACUCCUUUAUGGCCUUGGCCGUGUGUUUUGGGUCAUUGUCAUAGUGGAACACCCAUCCACGACCCAUUUUCAAUGCCCUGUCCAUCGUCCCUUUGAUGCGGUGAAGUUGUCCUGUCCCCUUAGCAGAAAAACACCCCCAAAGCAUAAUGUUUCCACCUCCAUGUUUGACGGUGGGGAUGGUGUUCUCGGGGUCAUAGGCAGCAUUCCUCCUCCUCCAAACACGGCAAGUUGAGUUGAUGCCAAAGAGCUCCAUUUUGGUAUCAUCUGACCACAACACUUUCACCCAGUUCUCCUCUGAAUCAUUCAGAUGUUCAUCGGCAAACUUCAGACGGCCCUGUAUAUGUGCUUUCUUGAGCAGGGGGACCUUGCGGGCGCUACAGGAUUUCAGUCCUUCACGGCGUAGUGUGUUACCAAUUGUUUUCUUGGUGACUAUGGUCCCAGCUGCCUUGAGAUCAUUGACAAGAUCCUCCCGUGUAGUUCUGGGCUGAUUCCUCACCGUUCUCAUGAUCAUUGCAACUCCACAAGGUGAGAUCUUGCAUGGAGCCCCAGGCCGAGGGAGAUUGACAGUUAUUUUGUGUUUCUUCCUGUUGUCACCUUCUCACCAAGCUGCUUGGCGAUGGUCUUGUAGCCCAUUCCAGCCUUGUGUAGGUCUACAAUCUUGUCCCUGACAUCCUUGGAGAGCUCUUUGGUCUUGGCCAUGGUGGAGAGUUUGGAAUCUGAUUGAUUGAUUGCUUCUGUGGACAGGUGUCUUUUAUACAGGUAACAAACUGAGAUUAGGAGCACUCCCUUUAAGAGUGUGCUCCUAAUCUCAGCUCGUUACCUGUAUAAAAGACACCUGGGAGCCAGAAAUCUUUCUGAUUGAGAGGGGGUCAAAUACUUAUUUCCCUCAUUAAAAUGCAAAUCAAUUUAUAACAUUUUUGACAUGCGUUUUUCUGGAUUUUGUUGUUGUUAUUCUGUCUCUCACUGUUCAAAUAAACCUACCAUUAAAAUUAAAGACUGAUCAUUUAUUUGUCAGUGGGCAAACGUACAAAAUCAGCAGGGGAUCAACUACUUUUUUCCCCUCACUGUAUGUGGUCAAGUCAGAAGAAAGUAUAAUAGACUUCCAUUUAAUUCUCACCAUUAGUACUGAAUCUGAGGAGACUUCUAUUUAACUCUCACCAUUAGUACUGAAUAUUAGGAGACUUCCAUUUAACUCUCACCAUUAGUACUGAAUCUGAGGAAUAUCAUUUUAUACUAGGAAUAAGUGAAUUUGUUUUUCCACAGAAUGACCAAAGGGCACAUAUGGAGAUGUCAUAAUAAUUUACAGUUAUUAAAUGUUGGUCUUGAAUUAAUCAUAAUAUAACUCUUUGUAACCGUUCUAUUAAAUAUUCUUAAAUAAAACCGCUUGAUGGGUCACACAGUUAGGAGGUUUGGAUUUAGGAGGGUAUUUAAAGGGUUUGGGGCAGAUACAGUAUUAGGAGGGUAUUUGAAGGGUUUGGGCCAGAUACAGUAUUAGGAGGGUAUUUAAAGGGUUUGGGCCAGAUACAGUAUUAGGAGGGUAUUUAAAGGGUUUGGGCCAGAUACAGUAUUAGGAGGGUAUUUAAAGGGUUUGGGGCAGAUACAGUAUUAGGAGGGUAUUUAAAGGGUUUUGGCCAGAUACAGUAUUAGGAGGGUAUUUAAAGGGUUUUGGCCAGAUUCAGUAUUAGGAGGGUAUUUGAAGGGUUUGGGGCAGAUACAGUAUUAGGAGGGUAUUUAAAGGGUUUGGGGCAGAUACAGUAUUAGGAGGGUAUUUAAAGGGUUUGUGCCAGAUACAGUAUUAGGAGGGUAUUUGAAGGGUUUGGGGCAGAUACAGUAUUAGGAGGGUAUUUAAAGGGUUUGGGGCAGAUCCAGUAUUAGGAGGGUAUUUAAAGGGUUUGGGCCAGAUACAGUAUUAGGAGGGUAUUUGAAGGGUUUGGGGCAGAUACAGUAUUAGGAGGGUAUUUGAAGGGUUUGGGGCAGAUACAGUAUUAGGAGGGUAUUUAAAGGGUUUGGGGCAGAUACAGUAUUAGGAGGGUAUUUAAAGGGUUUGUGCCAGAUACAGUAUUAGGAGGGUAUUUGAAGGGUUUGGGGCAGAUACAGUAUUAGGAGGGUAUUUAAAGGGUUUGGGGCAGAUCCAGUAUUAGGAGGGUAUUUAAAGGGUUUGGGGCAGAUCCAGUAUUAGGAGGGUAUUUAAAGGGUUUGGGCCAGAUACAGUAUUAGGAGGGUAUUUGAAGGGUUUGGGGCAGAUACAGUAUUAGGAGGGUAUUUAAAGGGUUUGGGGCAAAUACAGUAUAAGAUAAUAGGCUUCACCCAAACUAUUUUUUAAGAUACGCUUUCCCUUUCCUUGAGAUUCCUGCUCCCUCCCUCCCCUCCAUUCCUCCCAUCCCUCCCAACCCCCUCCCUGCCUCCACCCUUCCCGUCCCAUCCACGACUUCUACUCAGUCUGUUCUCAGCUGAAAUCUGUUCAUGAUUUCUCUCUCUGUCUUUACUCUGCGCUCUAAGUGGGAGCAGGCCUGCGUCUCUCUCUAGCAGGGCCUGGGGCAGGCAGCGUUCCAUGAUUUCUCUCUGUCUUUACUCUGCGCUCUAAGUGGGAGCAGGCCUGCGUCUCUCUCUAGCAGGGCCUGGGGCAGGCAGCGUUGCAUGAUUUCUCUCUGUCUUUACUCUGCGCUCUAAGUGGGAGCAGGCCUGCAUCUCUCUCUAGCAGGGCCCGAGGCAGGCAGCGUUCCAUGCCGUCACGCACUCCAGACGCUCCAGCUUAACUGCGGUCUGGAGCACACAGGCAUGGGGGUGCGGAAUGCACAUGCACUCAGAGGGGGAUGGAGAUGCGGGGGGGUGGGGGUAGUGAACAGGGCAAGGAUCCCAAAUAGCACCCAAUACCCUAUAUAAUGACCAGAGCCCUAUGGGUCCCAUUUGCCAUUUAGGGUGCCAUUUGGGAUGCAGAGCAGAGGCUCUCUGCUGCUCCACUCAUCAGGGGCCUCCCUCCAUCUUUAGUCAGUCACAGGGCCUCAUCAGGGGCCUCCCUCAAUCUUUAGUCAGUCACAGGGCCUCAUCAGGGGCCUCCCUCAAUCUUUAGUCAGUCACAGGGCCUGAUCAGGGGCCUCCCUCAAUCUUUAGUCAGUCACAGGGCCUCAUCAGGGCCCUCCCUCCAUCUUUCCCAGUCAUGUGAAAUCCAUAGAUGAGGGCCUAAUGAAUUUAUUUCAAUUGACCGAUUUCCUUAUGAACUGUACCUCAUUAAAAUAUUUUAAAAUGGUUUUGUUUAUAUUUCUGUUCAGUAUACAUAUUUAAAAUCAGUAACAGGUAACAGGGCCUCUAAUGAAAGCAGUCAAUCCCCUUUACUGGAGGCACUGACUGGCUGGCUGUGUGUCUAUGUACUAAAUGGCACCCUAUUCCCCAUAUAGUCCUUAUGAGGCCUGGUCAAAAGUAGUGCACUAAAUAGGGAAUAAGGUGCCAUUGGGGACGAAGACAGCCUGUCCCUCCAUAUGCAUCCUGUGUUGAAGGGGUGAGUACAUAAACAGGGUAAACUGGGAUUGGAUGGUAUGCAGUGCACUACGGAGUAUCUAAUCAUGUAUUGGAGGUAGUUUAUUUGAUUCUGGGUGGGUGACUGUCAAACUAACACCCAAGUAAAUGCCCUAGAAAUGUUUACUGUGCAAGGCAAAAAUGGAAUGCACAUUAAAAAAAAAAGAAGUUUAUUUUACCUUUUUAAAUGUUUGUACACUCAGUAUGACAAUGUGCUUACACAGUACUUACAGCAGAGUUGGGUGAAACUCCUUUUUGUACAGAAAAUAAAAAUCUGUCUCAAAACAAACAAAACAGAAAGAUGCUGCAACCCCCACCACCAAAAUAAACAAAUUCAAACAAGAGGCCGUGAGAGUGGGUGGAAUCCUGGCUUUAGCUGACGGAGGAAGAGGGCAGGGGGUGUGGAGUUGAGCUGCUGGAGCAGACAGGGGAACUCACGCGCCCCUAGUCCCCCCCCCGCGCCCCUAGUCCCCCCCCCCCCCCCCCUUUCAUCCACCUGUGUUUGGUAUAAUUACACCUGGCUAUUUACAGGUUAUAUCAUGGACCAAUAGUCCGUCAUUUUACAAAGACUUUGCUUACUUAAACAUUCUCAAUAUAUUCACAUACAAAGCAAUAUAAUACAUGUGUGUUUGAACAUGGUUUUAAUGCAAUUUAAAUGGUGGUGUGAGAGUUACCUAAAUGAUUAACGACCCCAAGCCUAUGAACCUGUAACCCCGAUGACAGGACACAAACCUUGUUACCCCGGAGACUAACGAGUAAAACAGCUUGUGUAGCAACAGGACGAGAGCACAGACGCCUCUGUGAUGCCUGUCCAAAGGAAUUAUAAUAGUAAAAAAAGACAAGGUGAAAUAGACUUAAAAUCACAACGCUACAACCCUUUGUGGAGGGGGGAGGGGGUAUUUGGAACAGAGUGAGGUACACUGACUGACACAUAAGCAUCAUGUGUGUCUGAUGACAGCAUCCAGAUCCUGUUCACUUCAUAGUACAAGUUAAUAAAAUACAUAAAAACAUUGAUCAGUAACCCCCCCCUCCCCCGUUCCUUCUUCACCACUAAGUCCUUUUGAAGGCCCCGUCUGUCUGUCCAACCCACUACUUGAUACAUUCAGACCAGUAGGUGGACAGUAGAGUACAAGCUCCAUAAUAAAAGUUAAUUCUUCAAUCUUUUUUUUUACUCUGGGAGGGAGCAUUGGAACAUGGACUCCGUCCUUAAUGGCACACUAUUCCCAACAUAGAGCUCUCGUAAAAAGUAGUGCGCUAUGGGAUUCCCCUAUUGGCCCUGGUCAAAAGUAGUGCUCUAUAUAGGGAAUAUGGUGCCAUUUGGUAAGCAGCCAUGGAGGAAUUCGUAUAAAGACACCAGUCAGCAUGACAGAACCGAACCCAGCCUCCAUCAGAACCGAAACCAGCCUCCAUCAGAACCGAAACCAGCCUCCAUCAGAACCGAACCCAGCCUCCAUCAAGCAUUCAUAUAACAACAGAGGCUCCGGAGUCUUGUGGUCUGAAGGCAGGGAGGGCUUGGGGAGUAGAAAGCUUGGACUAUCACAGCCCAGCUAAAAGCAGCACCAGAUACCCUAGUCAAGGUCAAUGGCUGGCUGGGGGGGGGAGAUGAUGGGCAGCCGGGCGCACCAGAGGAAAGCCAGUCAGUCAUAUGGAUAAACAGAUUCUUUAGUCUUUCUUUACAUUGAUCCAUUUUGACCAGUUAAUUCCCACUGCUGGACUUCAUUACAGCAACAUCCCAACAUUGAAAAAACAUUGAAGAGCAAUUUAAAAUCAUGGUUUUUCAGCCAGGGGAGGAAGAGUUCUAGAGAGAAUAUAUAGCUGAAAAGAUGUUGAGAACAUUGUUAGUUAGGUAACAAAGUUGAACUGGAAAAAUGCAGAAAGCAAAACACGGUAGUGAGAAUAUAGUCAAUGUAGCACCCCUCUCUGGGUCUGACUCCCAAAUGGCACCCUAUUCCCUAUAAAGUGCAUAUAUAGGGAAUAGGGUGCCAGUUGAGAUGCAGCCUAGGUGUCGCACACUUCUCUGUGGACACUUCACCUGGAGCCUCUGCCCCUUGUGAGACGCCUCCCUCAGCAUCAUCAUGAUUCUAGUCCCCGCCCCUAGUUCCCGGGUCAAGCCUUCAAGGCAUCAGUUUAAGACCGUCUUUGUUAAUUUAAAUAUGUCCUCCACAUAAAUGUGUGUGUGGAGCGAUCCCACUUCCAUAAUCAAACACUGUUCAGUUUCACUGCUUGACUUGACUCCUACUUGGAGUGAGAAGAGUAAAAAGCUCAUCUGUGUUCGGGUUUGAGUGUAGACUAAUCAUAGUUUCAAGUCUUGAUCCCGGUUCUGUUCCUCCAGUCAGACACUUAGUCCAGCUCAGUGUCCUCUUUGGGCCGGUAGAUGCUGCCAAACUUCUGCAUGUAUUUCUUGAUGUACUCCUUGGUCUUGUGCUUGACGUUCUCGUUGCACUCCAGGUCCUCUGGGUUCUUGCAGGAUUUCAGCUCCUUGUUCAUCACACCG